Molecule: messenger RNA, 943 nt
Organism: Bursaphelenchus xylophilus (pine wood nematode)
Lineage: Eukaryota; Metazoa; Nematoda; Chromadorea; Rhabditida; Aphelenchoididae
Source: the annotation of a GenBank genome assembly
AUGGCCCGUAAUAAGCAAGCAACUCCUGUCGCGCACCUCCAAACCGCCCGGAAGUCGGUCACCAACCGAGCUUCUUUCCUCCGCGGCGGUGGUCCACAGAACGCCGUCGCUGAGCCCAAGAAGACCAAAAGCAGGAAGACCAAGAAGGCGAAGGACUCUCAGUCGCAGGAUCUACAGUUCUUCAGCAAAAAUGGAAAAAGUAAGCUCACAUGGUUAAUAUUAUUUUUUUCAAACUCUAGAGAAUUUUGAUGGUUGAUUGGUAAAUUGCGGCUGUUUUUGGCUUCUCCAUGCCAUUUUGCGUAAUUGGCGUUAUUUUUCAUCGUCUAUGGGCCAAAUUCGCAAAUUUACAUUAUUUUAGGUAUAAAAACGAAAAUUUUUGACGUUUUUUGAUUGUUUUGUCCUCCAACGCGUGAAAUGUGACUGUAAAUUACUGUUUACUGCUAUUUCACUCACUUUGAUAUUUAUCUUUCCAUUCAUCAAUCUUUCUGAAAUUUACCUUAUGUUAGGCUAAAAAUAUUGAUUUUUUGACGUUUCUCCGCAAAUGCUGAUGUCGCCGUUUCAGGAAUUCGAGUUUUUGAAGAGAUCCGCCGUUGCCAGCGUCAGACGAUCUCUUUCAUCCCGAGGGCAGCUUUUUUCCGGUUGGUGAAAUCAAUUGCCACGGAGUUUUCGGCCGACCUGAAAUAUAAAGUCGAAGCCAUCAUGUGUUUGCAGGUAUUUUGAUUUUUUAUGCUGUUUUCUGUCAUUUAGGAGCCAUUUGCCAGCUUUAUUCUCACUUGCGCCGCUAUUUUGCACCAAUUUUGUAUUACUUUAGGAGGCAGCCGAGGCCUAUCUAACCCAAGUCUUCGAGGACACCAAUUUGCUCGCCAUGCACGCUGGACGCGUUACGAUCAUGGCCAGGGACAUGAAGCUGGCCAUGAGGAUCCGCGGCAACAAGAAUUAUUAA